GCCUUUUAAUCCGAGUUCACGGUUUCAGAAGUCUAAAUCAUCUGGAUUUUUUAACAAUGGCUGGCCAUUUGAAAAGGUUUUACGACCUGACAGCUAAGCUGUUGUCUGGAGAAACUCUCCGUUUCUCUGCACUAAAGGACAAAGUUGUACUUAUUGAAAAUGUGGCGUCUCUCUGAGGAACGACAACCAGGGACUACACUCAAAUGAACGACCUUCAUUCUCGCUACUCCGCCGAAGGUCUCGUUAUUUUGGGUGUGCCCUGCAAUCAGUUUGGACAUCAGGAGAACUGCAAGAACGAUGAAAUCCUAAGAUCUCUGAAGUAUGUCCGUCCAGGGAAUGGCUUUGAACCAAAGUUCCAGCUCCUCGAGAAGGUGGAUGUGAAUGGAAAGGAUGCCCACCCCUUGUUUGUCUAUCUGAAGGAAAAACUUCCAUUCCCCUGCGAUGAUGCCCUGGGUCUCAUGAAUGAUCCAAAGUACAUCAUUUGGAGUCCAGUGUGUAGGAAUGACGUAUCCUGGAACUUUGAGAAGUUCCUGGUUGGUCCUGACGGGGAACCUUACAAGCGCUACAGCAGAAAUUUCCUGACAAGUGACAUCGAGGCAGAUAUUAAACAGCUUCUUAAGAGAAUCAAAUAAAAUGUGCUGGGAAAUGUUAUGGGUGAUUUAAAACAUAACAGUUCAGAAAGAUCAAUCAGCACAUACACAUAUUAGGAUAAUAUGCCAUGCUUUCAGAUCUCAAAUUCCAAAAAUGUUAUAGCAGGCCUGGGUUUGUUUGUGAUAUUUUAAAUGGAUUGUUCUACUGGAUUGUUCAGCCUUUUAAUUCAAUGACGACACUCCUUUAAAUGUUUUUGUGAGGAGGGGUUUCUGAUAAAAAUGUAAAAGUUUGACGACCAUUGUGAAUGUCUUUAAUAAGAUCGCAAAUAUUUUCACUUGCUUGACUUAAAAGGAGAAAUAAAUGUUAUUAUAAUA
Molecule: messenger RNA, 965 nt
Organism: Oreochromis niloticus (Nile tilapia)
Lineage: Eukaryota; Metazoa; Chordata; Actinopteri; Cichliformes; Cichlidae
Gene: gpx1a
Product: glutathione peroxidase 1a
Biological process (GO): response to selenium ion; hydrogen peroxide catabolic process; response to hydrogen peroxide
Cellular component (GO): cytosol; mitochondrion
Molecular function (GO): glutathione peroxidase activity
Source: RefSeq, marked provisional